Molecule: messenger RNA, 940 nt
Organism: Hydractinia symbiolongicarpus
Lineage: Eukaryota; Metazoa; Cnidaria; Hydrozoa; Anthoathecata; Hydractiniidae
Product: ATP synthase F(0) complex subunit B1, mitochondrial-like
Exons: 2
Coding region: 162-884 (240 amino acids)
Biological process (GO): proton motive force-driven ATP synthesis
Molecular function (GO): proton transmembrane transporter activity
Source: RefSeq, a predicted model, not a curated record
UCAAAAUUUAGGAUUAUUGGACAAGCUUGCCCACUUCACUUGCAACGAAACAAACACGAAACGAAGGGACAGAAGUUUGUUUUGUGUAAAGUCGAUUGCUACUUGCGACUGGGCAGCAAAAACAAAGGCAGUUACCAAGGGCACUAUAAGACAAAAAUAAAAUGUUAUCCAGAAUUGCUGCUCUCUCCAGACAAGGUGCUGUAGUACAGAAUGUGCUUAAGCCAUCAGUACUGUUAGCGAAUCGGAGACAGUUUUCUGUAUCAAACUCUGAUGAAAAUAAAUAUGCUUGGCAUAAAACUGCAUGGCCAGCAUGGCAGAUGUAUAAAGAUUUGGCAGGAUCAUCAGGUGCUACAAUGUUUUCAAUUGGUUUGGCUUCGUACCUGAUCUCGAAAGAAAUUUUUAUUAUUAAUGAUGAAGUUUUGUUACUGUUUGUCAUGGGUGGUACUGGAUAUCAAUUAGCCAAAGCUGUUGGGCCAUCCAUUGGGAAAAUGUUAGAUGAGAGAAGGGACACCAUCUUGGAAAAUUUGAACAAGGGCAAAGAGAUGCACAUCAAGGCCUUUGAAGAUGAGAUUGCUGCUGAAAGAGAAGGAGAAGCUGCUAUUGAGAAUAGAAAGGAGUUUUUUGAUAUUGUCAAGGCGAAUAAUGAAAUGAGGCUCGAAGUGGAAUAUAGAAGUCGUUUACAUGAAGUUGAAUCUGAGGUUAAAAAAAGAUUAGAUUACCAAGUCGAUUUGCAGAAUUUGGAAAGGAGUAUCGAGGAAGAACAUAUUUCGUCAUGGGUAGAGAAACAAGUCAUUGGAAGUAUUACGGCAAAACAAGAAAGUGAUGCUCUUGCCCAGUGCAUUAAAGAUCUAAAUGCAUUAGCUGAUGCUCGAGCUACUGCAUAACGUUACCAAAAUGUUGUAUAUUGUGUUAUGUAAUUGAGAUCAUGGAAUUUUCCAAA